Stereum hirsutum FP-91666 SS1 is the source of this 604-nucleotide messenger RNA. RefSeq lists its product as uncharacterized. The transcript is spliced from 3 exons. The coding region runs from base 60 to 410 and encodes 116 amino acids. The record is from RefSeq and is a predicted model, not a curated record. Lineage: Eukaryota; Fungi; Basidiomycota; Agaricomycetes; Russulales; Stereaceae.
GAAAGCGCCUUGAACUUGAACCUGUACACCACAGUUGUCGAUCCUCUCCUUUGUGCUCCAUGGCGAGCUACCAGCGACUCUCCGCCAGCGACGACAACAUCACUGAGGAGCAUGGGCUAGUCGACGAGAAGCAACGGUCGUUAUCACGAACAUUGACACCGAAACAUACCUUCGAUAUCUUUCGCUACCUCACUCUCCUUCUCAUCGCCGUUAAUGUCCUUUUGGCUGGUGUCAAUCUAUGGGCAACCAAUGCUCUCUCUUCGACCAUCCUGGACAUAACUCCUCUCACCAAGGUCGCGCACCUACCUAUGCCAGACCAGUAUGUAGGCCUCAGCGAUGUCUCUCGACAGAAACUGAUCCAUACCGAAGAGGAGAAAGCCAGUGUCCUUGGUUCACGCGAUACAUCUUGAUUGUACUUUUGCAACUGUUGAGAUAGGAAUAGGACUUCAGGAGAGCACACGGUUUGUCAUAUUGACGCAUGUGCGUGCAGUCAUCGUGGGCUUCGUGCAUCUUCCGCAAGAGUUGUGCCUUUGAUCGUAGUGACAAUCUAUGCAGGGUCUACUUCCAAUAGGAGACACAUUUCUCCAGAGAAGAAUUGAACAGG